Messenger RNA from Macrosiphum euphorbiae (potato aphid), 381 nucleotides. NCBI's taxonomy places the organism in Eukaryota, Metazoa, Arthropoda, Insecta, Hemiptera, Aphididae. The record is from the annotation of a GenBank genome assembly.
AUGUUCGAAGCGCCACAGCCACAAGAUUUGUUCAGCUUACCGUACGAGCUACUCGAAAUGUUUAGGACAAUCAAGGUCGAUUACACUAAUAUUCCUCAAGAGAAACUAAACAACAGAUACCGGACAAUGUGCUCACAUCUGAUAGUUGUGAAUUAUGUCAAUAUACCAGAACGAGGUGUAUACUGUGAACAAUGUAUACAAUUUAAAAUGGAACAAGACGACCAGGUGUGGAAAUACGUCAACACUUCUUUUGUAAUUAAGAACCGAAUAUACACUAGUGAAGAUUCUCGAAUUCUUAUCAAUCUAUACUAUUUGAAAUGUGACGAGUGUAAUCAAUUAUUGGCAAAAUUUGUCGAAAGACCAGUACCGUGGAUACAGUAA